AUGGCUCCAUCGAAACGAACCAGCAAUGGAAAAUCACCAUUGGUUAAUCAACAGCGGCAGAUAACCACAUUUUUCGCCAAGAAGUCACCUUCCGAAUCGUCGUCUCCUACUGGGCCUACUCCAUCACCAUCCUUCUCGAAGCAAAACCCUAAACUCAAUUCUAACGCUAACCCUAAUUCCAGUCCAAGCUCGAUCACUCCAUCGCCACUUCAAACCAAAAGCAAGAAGCCUAUAAUGGUGAUAGGUUCUGAUUUAUCGUCUUCUCCUUCAGCUCCUGUAUCUUCUAAGAGAUCGUGUGCAGAAGAGCUUGUUAACAAAAGAAUCAGGGUUUAUUGGCCGAUGGAUAACACUUGGUACGAAGGUUGUGUGAUAUCGUUCGAUCGAGUCUCGGGGAAGCAUUUGGUUCGAUAUGACGAUGAUGAGCAGGAAUUGUUGAAACUAUCUGACGAAAAGAUUGAGUGGAUUAAUGAACCUUUGAAGAAAUUCCGUAGACUACGAAGGGUUUCGGUGGUAGAUGAUGAAGAGGAGAUUAAAACUUUGGAGGAUACCGGGAGUGGUGGGGAUGAUUCGGAGGAUGAAGAUUGGGGAAAAAGUGUGGAAAAGGAAGUGGUAGAAGACGAGGAUUCUUUGGAGGAUAUGGCUUUGGAGGAAGAAGAUGGCGAAAGUGGAAAAAGUGGCUUUAGCAAGGAGGUGGCUUCCAGGAAGCGGAAGUUGAGUGCUGGAGGAAAGUCGAAAUUAAGUGCUAAUAAAAAGAGCAGCAGUGGAGACUUGAAAAAUAGUAACAAGGGAGAACUGAAGGGCUCUACCAAACAUAUUGCAGAUAGUGGAAAAGUUUCCAUUCCUGACAGCGGUCUAGUUGGUGAUAUAGCAGAAAGAUUUGGUGCACGUGAAGCAGAGAAGUUUCGGUUCCUUGGGGUAGACCGCAAGGAUGCCAAUCAAAGACGCCCCAGUGAUGUAAAUUAUGACCCUAGAACUCUUUACUUGCCUCAAGAUUUCUUAAAAAGCUUAACAGGGGGGCAGAGGCAAUGGUGGGAGUUUAAGUCGAAGCAUAUGGACAAGGUUCUGUUUUUUAAGAUGGGCAAGUUUUAUGAACUUUAUGAAAUGGAUGCACAUAUUGGAGCCAAAGAACUUGAUUUGCAGUAUAUGAAGGGAGAGCAACCUCACUGUGGAUUUCCUGAAAAGAACUUCUCAGUGAAUGUAGAGAAGCUGGCUCAAAAGGGUUACCGAAUUCUUGUUGUGGAGCAAACAGAGACACCUGAACAGCUUGAACUUCGUCGCAGGGAGAAAGGCUGCAAAGAUAAGGUUGUGAAACGCGAAAUUUGUGCGGUGGUCACAAGAGGGACUUUAAUGGAAGGGGAAAUGCUCUCAAGAAAUCCUGAUGGUUCUUUUAUGAUGGCAGUGACAGAAAGUUGUCAAAGUUCAGCAAACCAACAAGCAGCUCAUAUAUUUGGUGUUUGUGUGGUUGAUGUGACUACGAGCAAGAUUGUUCUUGGACAGUUUAUAGAUGAUUCAGAUUGCAGUUCCUUGUGCUGUCUCUUAUCUGAGCUAAGACCAGUAGAAAUUGUUAAACCUGCCAAGCUGCUCAGCCCUGAGACUGAGAAAGUACUUCUGAGGCACACAAGAAAUCCUUUGGUUAAUGAGCUGCUUCCCUUGUCUGAGUUUUGGGAUGCUGAGAAAACUGUUAGUGAAGUUAAGGCCAUCUAUCGGCUUAUUGGUGACAAAUCAAGUUUUUCAGCUUCGGAUAAAGCAAUUGCACAUGCUAGUGAAUCUUUGGUCGAAAAUGUUGGUGUCAACUGCAUACCUGCCGUUUUAUCUGAGCUUGUGAAUGCGGGUGAGGAUGGUAGCUAUGCACUUUCAGCUCUUGGAGGUGCACUCUUCUAUUUGAAGCAAGCUUUUCUGGAUGAAAAUCUACUCAGAUUCGCAAAGUUUGAGUUGCUCCCAUGCUCUGGUUUUGGUGAGAUCACUCAAAAACCAUAUAUGGUUCUUGAUGCUGCAGCAAUGGAGAACCUUGAAGUUUUUGAGAACGGCAUAAAUGGAGAUUCUUCUGGGACACUGUAUGCUCAAUUGAACCAUUGUGUGACAGCAUUUGGGAAAAGGUUACUUAGAACAUGGGUUGCCAGACCUCUGUACCAUAUUGAGUCUAUUAAGGAACGUCAGGAUGCUGUAGCAGGAUUGAAGGGAGUUAACGCUCCAUUUGUGCUGGAGUUCAGGAAAGAGUUGUCCAGGCUUCCAGACAUGGAACGUUUACUUGCGCGCAUUUUUGCUAGCAGUGAAGCUAAUGGCAGGAAUGCAACUAAAGUAGUCCUAUAUGAGGAUGCAGCGAAGAAGCAGCUUCAAGAGUUCAUUUCGGUUCUACGUGGAUGUGAACUAAUGAUCCAUGCAUGCUCCUCACUUGAUGCCAUUUUAGAAAAUACAGAUUCUAGGCUACUACAUCAUCUAUUGACACCAGGUAAAGGGAUCCCCGACGUCCAUUCUAUUCUCAGGCAUUUCAAGGAAGGCUUCGAUUGGGAGGAAGCAAAUAGUUCAGGUCGUGUAAUUCCUCUAGAAGGGGUUGAUGUGGAGUAUGAUUCUUCAUGCCAUACAAUAAGAGACAUAGAAACUAAUUUGAAAAAACACCUAAAGGAGCAGCACAAAUUACUUGGAGAUGCAUCGAUUAAUUAUGUAACAGUUGGUAAAGACACAUACCUGUUGGAAGUGCCAGAAAGUUUGUGCCAUAACAUUUCACAGGAGUAUGAGUUACGGUCAUCGAAAAAGGGCUUCUUCCGGUACUGGACUCCAGUGAUUAAGAAUUUAGUAGGGAAGCUCUCUCAAGCUGAAUCUGAGAGGGAGUCUAAGUUGAAGACCAUUUUGCAGAGGUUAAUUGGAAAAUUUUGUGAGCAUCAUAAUAAAUGGAGACAAUUGAUUUCUACAAUCUCAGAACUGGACGUUUUAAUCAGCUUAUCCAUUGCUAGUGAAUAUUAUGAAGGACCAAUGUGCCGCCCAAUCAUCUCUCCAGUAUCAUCUCCUGAUGAAGUGCCUUGCCUCUUUGCUAAAAAUUUAGGACAUCCUGUUCUCAGGAGUGAUACAUUAGGCAAGGGUACCUUUGUCACUAAUGAUGUUUCACUUGGUGGUUCUGGUCAAGCCAACUUUAUCCUUCUUACUGGUCCUAACAUGGGGGGGAAGUCUACUCUUUUGCGUCAAGUCUGCUUAGCUGUGAUUUUGGCCCAGAUAGGGGCAGAUGUUCCGGCAGAAAGGUUUGAGUUGUCUCCUGUUGACCGCAUUUUUGUUCGAAUGGGUGCUAAAGAUCAAAUUAUGGCUGGGCAUAGCACAUUCCUGACGGAGCUUUUGGAAACUGCCUCGAUGCUGUCUGCAGCAACCCGUAAUUCACUUGUGACACUAGAUGAGCUUGGGCGGGGAACAUCAACGUCAGAUGGGCAAGCCAUAGCUGGAUCAGUUCUUGAGCAUUUUGUGUGCAAGGUACAGUGUCGGGGAAUGUUUUCUACCCACUACCAUAGGUUGGCUAUUGACUAUCAGAAAGAUCCUAAGGUCUCCCUCUGUCAUAUGGCAUGCCAAGUUGGCAAAGGAGUUGGAGGUCUUGAGGAAGUUACCUUCCUUUAUAGAUUGACACCUGGUGCAUGCCCUAAAAGUUAUGGUGUUAAUGUUGCAAGGCUAGCUGGACUUCCGGAUGCAGUACUUCAUAAAGCCACUGCCAAGUCUCAGGAGUUUGAAGGUAUGUAUGGCAAGAGAUCAGAAGACAACUCGUCUGUUCUGAGUUGGGAAGACGAGGCAUCAGUGAUCAUCCAAAACUUGAUAAAAUUUUCAGCUAACCAGGGUUGCCAUUAUUCUACCAAGAACAUGGUCCUUGGUUCGUUGAACAAAUUGCAACUGAGAAUCAUACCCAAACACAAACUGGUGCCAUAUCUUCCUCAAACUGUGUUCCUCUCGUUGCAAUAUAAUAGCUCCUUAGAACGGCUUACAUUUGGUAGUGGUGAGGAGUGGGGACGGGGUCAAACUGAGGCAGGAAAUGAGCUUGAAGCCAUGACAUGGCUACUUGGAAUAGCUUUCGUUUUUUGGGUGGGGGGGGCGCAGAAACAGCAAGGAGGGUGCAGUGGAUUACAGGUCGAAGAAAUUACUUCACUGACUUAUUUGCAUUGUAUUUUAGCUGGUAAACUUUGGCGUACCUUGCCAAUGUUUAUGACGCCUGAAAAAUUUAGGUCACCCAGUUUGAAUUUUGUGGGUAGAUGGAGAAACUAG
This is a messenger RNA of Fraxinus pennsylvanica, 4233 nucleotides long. NCBI's taxonomy places the organism in Eukaryota, Viridiplantae, Streptophyta, Magnoliopsida, Lamiales, Oleaceae. The record is from the annotation of a GenBank genome assembly.